ACUCAAUUAAGGUUGAAAUCUGCAUCUGUAUCUGCUAUGCUACUAUGCAUAGCAUUGGCGAAAGGGCUCGGCGCCGAUAGAAGAUGAGGCGGUACAAGUGGGUUCCAAAGUUCAAAAGUCCCACAGGUGGCUGCCAAGAUGCAGGGACCUUACGUAGCAGGCACACGAAGACGGAUGCAACGGCGCUGCGUGUGUAACAGCAACCACACUCGAUUACACAUCCCCUCCCCACCUGUAGUACUGCUGUGGACGGAGACUCCUUUUAUACGCUUGUCUCCUUGAUGUGUUUACGUGUCUUCGUCGCCACACCACACUAAACCAUCCCGGGAACGCAGUGCAGCUGAAUGCCUGCGCCCUGACCUGCAGUCCCUUUUCUGCCCUCACACCUCUCCCAGUUCCAUGUCCAGCGGCAUUGAAGUCAGCGGAAGCCAACGACGACCCGGCAUUUGGUCUUACUUUAGUUUUUCUGGCCCACGCCGUCGUGUCUCCGUCUCCCUGCCUCGCAACUCAGAUCCCAAUCGCGGCGUCGACGACGACGACCCUCACGCAAAAGCCGCUAGACACUCCCGCAAUCGCUCAUCCUACUCGGACGCAUUCAUGAACGAACACAAGGGCGGCGCCGUCAUGAACCAAGGGCAGCGGCUACGCUACCUCAAAACGGGGGGUGUCAUUGCCUUUAUACUCCUCGUGCUGUAUUUUAUUGCGCCCAGCGACCGCAUCUCAAGACCAGGCGCGGUAUCGCCUGCCCCCGGAGGUAAUGCAGCAACCGGUGAAGCAACGGCCGAGUGCACCAAGUCCUAUCACAAGGACAAGCCCCUCUACCAGUAUGCCCUCAUGAUCGACGCCGGCAGCACUGGCUCGCGUAUCCACGUUUACAAGUUCAACAACUGCGGUCCCAGCCCUGAGCUGGAGAAGGAGGAUUUCAAAAUGACACCCAAGAAGGAGGGAGGAUCCGGUUUGUCAGCUUACGCGGACGAUGCAGAGGCUGCUGCACGGAGUCUUGAUGUCCUCAUGGAAGUUGCUCUCAAGAGCGUGCCCAAGGAAUACCAAUCUUGCACUCCUGUUGCCGUAAAGGCCACUGCCGGUCUCCGGAAGCUUGGCGAGCAGAAGAGCAAUGACAUUCUCGCUGCUGUGCGUCGUCAUCUGGAAAACGACUUCCCCUUCCCGGUUGUAUCUGAAGAAAAGAAAGGCGUCGAAGUUAUGCCUGGCGAGAUGGAGGGCGUAUACGCAUGGAUCACCGUCAACUAUCUUCUCGGCAAGAUUGGCGGUCCCGACAAGAACCCUACAGCCGCAGUCCUUGAUCUGGGUGGUGGUUCCACACAAAUCAUCUUCGAGCCUACGUUCCCCGACACACCCCGAGGCGGACUGCCAACGAAGCUCGCAGAGGGCGACCACAAGUACGAACUCAGCUUUGGUAACCGCAACUUUGACCUAUACCAGCACUCGUACCUUGGCUAUGGCUUGAUGGAAGCCCGCAACAACCUGCACAGCACGAUUCUCACGAGCCUCCACGACACGCACAAGGACAACCGCGAAUACCUCAAGCAGCCCAUUGUCAAUCCCUGCAUCCCUCCUGGCAUGUCGCGCGAGAUUGAAGUCCACAUGCCCAAGGGCCACGCAUUGGGCGACUCGCUCACCGUCAACAUGACCGGUCCCUCUACCUCUGCACCAACCCAGUGCCGCGGGCUGGCAGAAAAGACUCUGCACAAAGACGACGAAUGCGCCAUUGCACCGUGCGCCUUCCGCGGCGUCCACCAACCCCCCUUUGCACAGACUUUUGCCACGGAAGCCGUAUACCUCCUCUCGUACUUUUACGACCGCACACAGGAACUCGGCAUGCCCGAGUCGUUUACCCUCCGCGAGCUCCAGGACCUCGCGGACAAGGUGUGCAGCGGCGAAAAGGGCUGGGACGUCUUCUCUGCUGCCCCCCAGGCCCUCGACGAGCUCAAGGGCCGUCCCGAAUGGUGUCUCGAUCUCAACUUUCAGUUUGAGCUCCUUAGGAGUGGAUACGGUAUGCCUAUUGAUCGUGAAGUUAAGAUUGCGAAGAAGAUUAAGGGGAAUGAGCUUGGGUGGUGUUUGGGUGCUAGUCUUCCAUUGCUCGAGGCGAACUCUGGAUGGCAGUGUAAGAUUAAGCAAGUGCAGUAGAUGAUGAGGGUUGUUGAGUUGAGAACGGAUAAAGUUUUAAUAUAGAGGUGCACUUGAGAUGGUGCUGGUGCAAAGCUUUCGGUUUAUCCUUCCCCCCCUUCCCCCGCUGCUGAAGCAAAAAUCCAUGGGGAAAGUGGAGGAGACAUGGGUUUAGGCGUUUCUUGUAUUUUGCUCAACGAGAGGGGAUUGAAGGGGAACGAAAAAAGAUUUUAAUCAUUUUACCACACUUACAUUGUGGAUUAUCACAAGGGGGGGAGGAAAUCAUGAAUUGGGUAUCUACUUAUAGACUGUUUUAGAUGGAAGAAAAAUGAAGCCCUUUUUU
Bipolaris sorokiniana ND90Pr is the source of this 2467-nucleotide messenger RNA. RefSeq lists its product as uncharacterized. The transcript has 3 exons. Gene Ontology annotation, biological process: protein N-linked glycosylation; nucleoside diphosphate catabolic process. Gene Ontology annotation, cellular component: membrane; Golgi apparatus. Gene Ontology annotation, molecular function: UDP phosphatase activity; GDP phosphatase activity. The coding region runs from base 400 to 2145 and encodes 581 amino acids. The record is from RefSeq and is a predicted model, not a curated record. Lineage: Eukaryota; Fungi; Ascomycota; Dothideomycetes; Pleosporales; Pleosporaceae.